Molecule: messenger RNA, 1082 nt
Organism: Hirundo rustica (Barn swallow)
Lineage: Eukaryota; Metazoa; Chordata; Aves; Passeriformes; Hirundinidae
Gene: LRRC72
Product: leucine rich repeat containing 72
Exons: 9
Coding region: 98-871 (257 amino acids)
Molecular function (GO): protein binding
Source: RefSeq, a predicted model, not a curated record
AGGAAACACUGGAUGUGGCACUCAGUGGCACAGUCUAGUCGAGGCGGUGGUGAUCAGUCGUAGGCUGUACGCGACCUCAGAGGCAAUAGAAAACCAGAUGAAGAUCUGUGGCUACAAGAACAAGGUGGAUGUCAUAGCACUGUAUCUGGCUAGACAAGGACUAAGAAGUAUCCCAAGUCUAUCACAGUUUCGCAGAUUAAGGUAUUUGUGGAUUAACAACAAUAAGAUCCAAGAUUUAACCUUCUUGAUCAAAAACUAUUACUUGACUGAACUCUAUCUCAACAAUAAUGAGCUGACAGAUAUAUCAGGUGCUCUGAAACACUUAUGUUCAUUACAGAUUCUGUUUCUUCACAACAACGAGCUAAAAAAACUUGGCAAAACAGUGAAGGAAUUGAAAGGAAUGAUAAGCUUGCAGACUCUAAACCUAUUCCAAAAUCCUCUGGCAUAUGAUCCAGACUACCGGCUUUAUGUGAUAUACUUCCUUCCUUCAGUUCAGCUCCUUGACAGGAAGUUAGUUACACAAAGAGAAAGGGAGUCAGCGCUUCGUCUCUAUAACCCCAAAAGGGCUUGGGUCAUGCAGUCAAUAGCAUUUGGGAAGAGAGAAGAUACAGACCUGGGGACUACGGUGGGAUCUAGUAGAUGCACUCAACCAGCCAGAAGGCCAAUAAUGCCCUCAGGUCAUGAAUUUGGAAAUAACACAAAUAAAGUACCAUUUGAGGACCCUGAAGAUGCGGUUUUAGUACGGGCAACGACAAGAUCUCUAAUGGAAUUUUCCUCUGUGGACUGGAGAAAAGUAGGCACCUGUCAAGAAAGACGGCUUAAGAACAAAGUAGAAGAGCCCCUUGAGAAGCUGACAGUCCAGUUUAGAUGAGAAAAAACCAAAUUCUCCCUCUAAUGUUAAGCCCACAAGUAGGUUAACAGCUCAAUAAAACAAGUACACAACAACACGCAUCUAAUUAAGUGAAUUUCCAGAAAAAGUUGUUAGUGUAACAUUUCUUUUAUCAUAUGUAGCAGAGUGAAGAAAUUAAGAUAACAAAUGAUAAAUAGUAGCAAUGUUGUAAUAAAAGUUGCUUGAAAUGCAA